AUGACAGAUGAAACCUCCCCUUUACUCGAUAGUAGCACUGUCUCUGCCCCAAAAGUAUAUUCAAAAGCGUUUCAAAACCCAAUCACCGGCUCCACAGAGCAUCUCAAUCAAAUUACUAAUUAUGCGCCAAUAGAAUAUUCCGAAGAUAUUGAAAGCUUGGUUGAGCAUCAACACGAUGAAAGCUGUAACAUUGAAUAUUUGAAUAGAAUAAGAAAGAAUAGAAUAAGAAAGACAUUGAUACUCUCCGGAAUCACCGUGUAUCUAGUGGUGUUUAUUCUAGAGCUUCUAGGAAUCCUAGAAGUCCCAUUUGGUUUCAUCAUGGGUUUUUUAUUGGCCGUUGGUGGUGUCAUGGGCUAUAGAAAAAAAGGCUCUGUACCAUCACUAAUCAUGGGAUUGUUGUUUUCAAUCAUAUUUCUUAUUUCCGGAUCUUUUACUUACGCAAAAAAUCCUGUAGGUUAUAAGAUCGCCUUUGCUGUAUCAAUUACUUUAACGAUUGUUGGUAUCCACAGAAGUCUUAUAACAAGGUUCCAAAGCUAUGUGCCCUUGAUGUUAUUUACCUUGGGUGCGCUAUCUACGGGCUACUAUACUUUCAAGUUUGUUAUAUGA
Molecule: messenger RNA, 606 nt
Organism: Saccharomycopsis crataegensis
Lineage: Eukaryota; Fungi; Ascomycota; Saccharomycetes; Ascoideales; Saccharomycopsidaceae
Product: TMEM14 family protein
Exons: 2
Coding region: 1-606 (201 amino acids)
Cellular component (GO): membrane
Source: RefSeq, a predicted model, not a curated record